AUGUACUUCAGGGACACCCUAUUAGCUACCUCACCUCCAAUNGUCGAGCAGACAGCCACCACCAGGAAGCAAUGCGUCAGGCUAAUCAGCAGGUUGAGGGGUCAACUAGCUAAGAAAGCUCAGCCACCCAGUACACCACCGAGUCCUCAACACCACGAUCAGCUGAAGAGACUGGACAUCAAGCCUUUUGAUGGCAAUCCUUCACAGAGGAAGGAGUUCAGUGACCACUUCACUUCACUGGUGGGCAGCAAAUCUACAAUUCCCCCAGUGGAGAAAUUGGUGAGGCUGAAGAGCAGCCUCAGAGGACCAGCAGCAGCUCUGAUCUCUACGAUACCCAUCAGCGAUCAGAAUUAUGAGAACGCAUGGAGAAAGCUCCAAAAGAACGAUCAGAAUUAUGAGAACGCAUGGAGAAAGCUCCAAAAGAAGUACGUUGAUCCCAGACCUUUGGCACAGUACUUAUUUAAUCGAGUCCUGGAGUUGCCAAAAAUCAGCAAACCCACGGAACAGAAUCUCACCGACAACGUGGCAGCAGUGGUCGAGUCGCUGGACCAGCUCAGAACAGUGGCCGGCCUUUCAGAAGCGAACCUAACAGAACAGCUGUGCCUGGGCACGCACAAAAAAGACAGGUGCAGCUCAGACGAACAAUGCCACAAGUGCAAAGGAUCUCACCACACUCUGAUCCACGGAGGCAGCAGGUACACAGGAUGGGCUCCUCCACAUCGUGACUCGGAAGCUGCAGGGUUCUCUGGAACUGCCAACAGACCUGCAGAAGAGAGGAUCGACGAGGACCAGACUAAGCCCAGUACAUCAACAGCAGCAGUUAACCUCAACAAUCAGAUGACCAAUGGGAAUCAGCAGUCAAAUCAACCUUCAGAAGAUCAGCAAUCGGUGCUGUUGGCGACAGCCCGAGUUACAGUGAAAUCACCACGAGGAUUCUCCAGCAGAGCCAGAGUCCUCAUCGAUCAGGGAUCAGAGGUGAAAUCAACAACGUUGGAAUUAAUCGGACUUGGAGGAGUUAAUUCCGACAGCACGAGAGGAUUGGUAUCAGUUACACUUCAGGCAAUCAACGGAAAUCAACAGAUUCAGAUCAGCGCCCACAUAUUGGAGAAACUCACCGCAAUUCUACCAUCGUUCUCAUGUGCCUCAGCGAACAUCGGUUCAUUAGAAAAUCUCCAGCUAGCAGAUCAGCAGUAUCUCAAGCCCGGACCAAUCGAUAUCAUCAUAGGGGCUGACAACUACGGGCAAAUCAUCAGAGAUGAAGUUGUCAAGUCCAAGCAGUCAAAAGUCGUCGGCCAACGCACCGUCUUUGGUUGGAUUCUGUCAGGUCCAAUCAACUGCACCGGUUGUUCAGCGAGAAUCUCCCUAUCAGCUGUAAGGACCUCCUCAAACGAACAACUUCUAGAACUUCUCCAGAAAUGUUGGGUCCAGGAAGAGUUACCAAUUCAGCAGUCAGAAAAUUCAGAGUUAUCACCAGACGAGCUGGAGUGUGAGAAAUACUUCAGGUCUACACACAGCAGAGAUUCAACGGGACGGUACAUAGCAUAUGCUCAGCUGUACAAGGAGUUCAUCAACGAGUACGCAACUUUGGGUCAUAUGCAAAGAGCACCAGAGACAGCAGAACCCGUUCCAGUUUAUUAUCUUCCACACCACGGGGUUCUGAGAGCAGAUGCAAUCACCAUAAGGUUGAGAGUCGUCUUCAACGGCUCCAGUCCCACUUCAUCAGGAACGUCACUCAACAACAUUCUACAUCCAGGUGGAAAACUUCAGACCAACGCCAUGGACUUUCUAACAUGGAUGAGAAAGCAUAGGCUCGUGUUUGGCACUGACAUAGUCAAGAUGUUCAGGAAAAUACGAGUUCAUCAGGACAAUUGGGACCUGCAGAGAAUUUUGUGGGUUGACGACAACAAACAGCAAAUCUCCUACCAGCUCACCACCGUCACCUACGGGCUCAAUUGCCCCCCAUGGCUGUCUCUGAGAGUUCUCCAGCAGUUAGCAGAGGACGAGGGUCCACGAUUUCCAACAGCCGUCGAGACAAUCACCAGAGGUCGUUGCGUAGACGACAUCUACGGCGGAGCGGACUCACCACCAGAAAUCAAGGAGAUAGUAUGGCAGUUACAAGGACUUUGUCAGACAGGAGGCUUCACUCUCCAGAAAUGGAGCAGUAAUUGCCCUCAGCUCUUGCAUGAGCUCGGCCGAUCAACAGAGGGAGAAGUCAUUCAGCUUGAAGAGUUCGCCACCAAGGUACUGGGUCUGUGUUGGCAUCAGUCGUCCGACACAUUCCAGUACAAAUCCAGAGACUUCAAAACAGAGACGAUCACCAAGAGAAUUGUCUCUUCAGAGAUAGCUCAGAUCUUUGAUCCUUUGGGAUUUAUCGCUCCAGUCGUCGUCGAGGGGAAAAUUCUCCUUCAGGAUCUCUGGAAACUCAAAUGCAGUUGGGAUGACCUCCUUCCCCAAGAGUACAUUCACCGGUGGGAGUCAUUUCGCCAGGAACUCACCGAACUAGAUAAAGUUGCAGUACCCAGAUGGCUCAGACUCUCACCUCAGACAAACGACAUCCAAUUACAUGGAUUCGCAGAUGCCUCAACAGUAGCUAUGAGUGCUGUGGUCUACAUUCCUACUCAGAAUCUCAACGAGCCAGCCUCCAUAGUUUUGGUCUGCGCUAAGACCAAGGUAGCACCGAUCAAGCGCAUGACUAUUCCACGUCGGGAACUUACUGCAGCUCUCCUGUUAACUCAACUCGUAACAUCAACGCAGCAGAUGCUCCAGCUAGACCAGGUAGAAACUCACCUUUGGUCAGACUCAGCAGUAGCUCUCGCGUGGAUCAGGAGUCCGGCCUCGAGAUGGAAAGACUUCGUCCACAACAGAGUGGUAAAAAUCCAGGAAACUCUCCCGAAUGCCACUUGGAGACACGUCAGUGGGAAGGAGAAUCCAGCCGACUGCGCCUCCAGGGGCAUAACAACAAGUCAGCUAGCAGAUCAUCACCUCUGGUGGACAGGACCUGAUUGGAUAAAUCAGGACCCUGAAGACUGGCCACGAUCAACUAUCGAUGCUCCACCAAUGGACAUCCCAGAAGUGGCCAAAGAAGCUAAACCAGCAAAAUCCCACCCAGUCGUACAGAGAAUCAACGAGAUUGCCGAGCUCCUCAACAGAUACAGCACGAUGGCAAAGCUGUUAGCAGUAACAGCGACCAUCAACAGGGCCAUCGACAGAUUCAGGAGGCAGCCAAUGCCCCCGGGAUCUAUCUUGACGACCAGAGAACUCAACGAUGCGAGAUUAUUUUGGGUAAAAAUAACACAACACCAGUACUUUGUUUCAGAACUCAGGGUACUUCUCAGAAAUCAGCAGCUACCUAGAAAUCACCAAUUCACCACACUCGUCAUCGCAGAAGCUCACCAGAAGACCCUCCACGGAGGGACACAGCUCACCUUGGCCUACACUCGGCAACGCUAUUGGAUACUCGGUGGCAGGGGCACAGUCAGAGCCUAUAUCCUACGCUGUGCUAUCUGCGCCAGACACCGAGCUAGACAGGCUCAGCAACAGAUGGGACAAUUGCCCGCAACCAGAGUCUCACCAGCAAGAGCAUUUCUCCACACGGGGGUGGACUAUGCAGGUCCUUUCGCCAUCCUCAAGUGGAGACCCACGAAUGCUCAACCGGUAUCAGUGCACAUCGCAGUGUUCGUGUGCUUCACCACGUCAGCAAUUCACCUAGAGCUCGUCAACAGGCAAACCACAGAAGCCUUCCUCGGAGCUUACAAGAGAUUCACCGGAAGACGAGGUAUUGCAGCAGUCAUGUACAGUGACAAUGCCACCACCUUCGUCGGAGCAGCAGAUCAACUCGAAAGGCUCUAUCACCAAGCAUCUAAAGAAAAUCAACGUGUUCAGGCUGCUCUCGCCACCAAUGGCACUCAGUGGAGCUUCUCACCACCUAGAGCACCCCAUUUUGGUGGCAAAUGGGAAGCAGCAGUAAAAUCAACGAAGCAUCACCUCAAGAGAGUCCUGGGAACGACAACGCUAACAUUUGAGGAACUCAACACAGUCUUAGUUCAGAUUGAAGCCUGCCUAAACUCCAGGCCAAUCUGUCCGAUGUCAGACGACCCAGAANAAUUUGAGGAACUCAAUACAGUCUUAGUUCAGAUUGAAGCCUGCCUAAACUCCAGGCCAAUCUGUCCGAUGUCAGACGACCCAGAAGAUCUCCAGGUUCUCACCCCAGGACACUUCUUAAUCGGCGAGCCUCUACAGAUAGUACCAGAGUCAUCCUACGUCGACGAGAAUCCCCUCAAGAUGAGGAGAUGGAACCUC
This is a messenger RNA of Diachasma alloeum, 4299 nucleotides long. RefSeq lists its product as uncharacterized. The annotation marks the transcript as partial. The transcript has 8 exons. Gene Ontology annotation, molecular function: nucleic acid binding. Gene Ontology annotation, biological process: DNA integration. The record is from RefSeq and is a predicted model, not a curated record. Lineage: Eukaryota; Metazoa; Arthropoda; Insecta; Hymenoptera; Braconidae.